GUGGGGUGGGGGGCGGGGGCGGGCCACGCUGGGUCAAGGUCCUCCGGCGCCUAAGGUCGAAGCCCGGGCGCCUGCGAUCAGAUGACCUGGGUGUGGACCAGUCCGGUGUCCCGGCCUCCCGGGGCUCAGUUCCGAGCCGGGCAAGCGGCGCUAGGACCCCCGGGCAGAGCCUCGGGCUGAGGGGGAAUGCCUUACAUGGUUUCUCCGCGGUCACCGCGUCCUCCCGCCGCCCAAAAUAGCCCCUGGCGCCUGUGCCCCUGCCUCAUGGCCGGGACAUGGCUGCUGCCUCCGAGCCCGAGCCGUUGGCCGCAUCCUGGGGACCCGCACGCCCGGAGCCCCCGCCCACCCGCUUCCACCCUGUGCACGGCGCUAACAUCCGCGUGGACCCCUCCGGGACACGGGCCACGCGCGUGGAGAGCUUCGCCCACGGCGUGUGCUUCAGUCGCGAGCCGCUGGCGCCGGGCCAGGUGUUCCUGGUGGAGAUCGAGGAGAAGGAGCUGGGCUGGUGCGGGCACUUGCGCCUCGGCCUGACCGCGCUGGACCCCGCCGGCCUGGCCGUCGUGCCCGAGUUCUCGCUGCCGGACCUGGUCAGCCUCGGCCACACCUGGGUCUUCGCCAUCACGCGCCACCACAACCGCGUGCCCCGGGAGGGCCAGCCGGCGGCCGAGGCACUGGCCCCCAGCCGACCGCCGGCGCUCCUGGUGGAACCCUAUCUGUGCGUCGAGCAGUUCCGCAUCCCGCGGGACCGCCUGGUGGGCCGCAGCCGGCCGGGGCUCUACAGCCACCUCCUGGACCAGCUCUACGAGCUGAACGUGCUGCCUCCGACCGCGCGCCGGAGCCGCCUGGGCGUCCUCUUCUGCCCGCUCCGGGACGGCACCGCCGACAUGCACAUCGUCAUCAACGGCGAGGACAUGGGCCCCAGCGCCCGGGGGCUGCCCGCUGCCCAGCCCCUCUACGCCGUGGUGGACGUGUUCGCCUCCACCAAGAGCGUGCGCCUGGUCCAGCUCGAGUAUGGCUUGCCCUCCCUUCAGACUCUGUGCCGCUUGGUCAUCCAGAGGAGCGUGGUGCACCGGCUGGCCAUCGACGGGCUCCAUCUACCCAAAGGGCUCAAGGAUUUCUGCAAGUAUGAGUGAUGGCCAGCAGCCCCCCCCCCCCCCCCCCCGGGGCAGGACCACAGGAGCGCACCCUGGCCCCGGAGCUGCGGGCUGGUCGGAAGCUGGCCACGGUGCUGCGAUGCGAGCCAGGACCGGAAAUAAACGCAGCCAGUGCUGACACUGAUCCUUGUAGGAUCUCCUUGUCCCUGGAACCUGUGAGAGACGCUUCUAGAAUCACUGUGGGUCAGCAGGUCAGAGCUAGAGAGCAUCUCAGACAUCGGCAGACCAAUGGUUCCUGGCCUGGCCACUGGCUGGCAUGAUGGGAUACUUAGAAUGUCUAGUCCCAGGCCCCAUCUAAGAUUCUCUUUACACUUGUUGGGGGACUGGGUCUAGGGUUGAGUAGUGUUUGCUGGCAGUAGAGGCUUCAGUUCCAGCACAUGGUCAUCAGCUGAGGAGUUUUGAAAAAUAGUCAUACCUAGGGGCCGGCGCUGUGGCACAGCAGGUUAAGCCGCUGCCUGCAGUGCCGGUAUCCCAUACGGGCGCUGGGUUGAGUCCUGGCUGCUCCAUUUCCAAUCCAGCUCCCUCCUAAUGUGCCUAGGAAAUCAGCAGAGGAUGGCCCCUGUAA
This is a messenger RNA of Lepus europaeus (European hare), 1719 nucleotides long. It is a transcript of the gene NEURL2, whose product is annotated as neuralized E3 ubiquitin protein ligase 2. Gene Ontology annotation, biological process: intracellular signal transduction. The record is from RefSeq and is a predicted model, not a curated record. The coding region runs from base 276 to 1133 and encodes 285 amino acids. The transcript is spliced from 2 exons. NCBI's taxonomy places the organism in Eukaryota, Metazoa, Chordata, Mammalia, Lagomorpha, Leporidae. Gene Ontology annotation, molecular function: ubiquitin protein ligase activity.